This is a messenger RNA of Cyprinodon variegatus (sheepshead minnow), 1802 nucleotides long. RefSeq names its product transmembrane protein 39B (gene tmem39b). Gene Ontology annotation, cellular component: membrane. Lineage: Eukaryota; Metazoa; Chordata; Actinopteri; Cyprinodontiformes; Cyprinodontidae. The record is from RefSeq and is a predicted model, not a curated record. The transcript has 9 exons. Bases 209 to 1675 code for a protein of 488 amino acids.
ACCCAGCAGCGACCUGUUUCACAUCAACAAUGAGUCUCCUCGCUGGCUCCAGUGCAAAAAUAUCCUGUAUUUUUAUUAAUCUUCCGAAAAUCUAAUCCAUUAGUAGUUAAACAAAUAAAUCCCUUAGCGACCACCGGAAGCGGUGCAUGAAUAGAGGGAGAGAUCAGGCUGCUGGACAGGAAAAACCAGGUGAACAGCGGGUGUGGCGAUGGCUGGUGGAAGGAGAGGGACCAAUCGGACCACCUACUGCAGACCUCCGUUAGGUAGUGAUGCAGGCUCUGUCGCCAAUGGCAACCACACCAACAGCUCCCCGGUCACAGGGGUGCGAUCCCGAGCAAGGAACGGCUCUGGAAGCUGCAUGUCGAGCCCCCCGCUUGCUGCUCAGACUGUGGUUCCUCUGAAGCACUGCAAGAUCCCCGAGCUGUCCAUGGACCGGAACGUAUUGUUUGAGCUCCACCUCUUCUUCUGCCACCUUAUCGCCCUGUUUGUUCACUAUGUCAACAUCUACAAGACUGUGUGGUGGUACCCCCCGUCACACCCUCCCUCCCACACAUCGCUGAACUUCCAUCUCAUUGAUUAUAACAUGCUGGUGUUCACAAUCAUUAUACUAGCAAGGAGGCUAAUUGCAGCAAUUGUAAAAGAGGCAUCACAGAGUGGAAAACUCUCCUUCCCCCACUCGAUAUUUUUAGUGAUGGCCCGGUUUGCAGUGCUAACGCUGACAGGCUGGAGCCUUUGUCGAUCCCUCAUUUACCUGUUCAGAACCUACUCUGUCCUCAGCCUGCUCUUCCUAUGCUACCCAUUCGGGAUGUACAUUCCUUUCUUCCGACUGAGCUGCGAUUUUCGGCGGGCGGGUUAUCUCUCACCGAUCGCGAGCAUCGGCUCCAAAGAGGUUGGUAGUGUGAGCCGCGGCAGGGACUACUUCACCGUGCUGAAGGAGACGUGGAAGCAGCACACAAGCCAGCUGUACGGCGUCCAGGUGAUGCCCACACAUGCCUGCUGCCUGUCUCCUGACCUCAUUCGAAAAGAGGUGGAGUUCCUAAAGAUGGACUUCAACUGGAGGAUGAAGGAAGUGCUGGUCAGCUCGAUGCUUAGUGCUUAUUAUGUGGCCUUUGUACCUGUAUGGUUUGUAAAGAGCACUCAGUAUGUAGAUAAGCGAUGGUCCUGUGAGCUGUUUAUACUGGUGUCAGUCAGCACAUCAGUCAUCCUCAUGAGGCACUUGUUGCCGCCUCGGUACUGCGACCUGCUUCACAAAGCUGCAGCCCACCUCGGCUGCUGGCAGAAGGUCGACCCCUCUCUCUGCUCCAACGUCCUUCAGCACAUAUGGACUGAAGAGUACAUGUGGCCUCAGGGAGUCCUGGUAAAACAUAAUAAGAACGUGUAUAAAGCCAUGGGCCACUAUAAUGUUGCUGUUCCUUCAGAUGUGUCCCACUAUCGCUUUUAUUUUUUCUUCAACAAGCCUUUACGAAUAUUGAACAUUCUCAUCAUCCUCGAAGGCGCCAUCAUUUUCUACCAGCUGUACUCGCUGAUCUGCUCGGAAAAGUGGCACCAGACGAUAUCUCUGGCCCUGAUUCUCUUCAGUAACUAUUAUGCCUUCUUCAAGCUCCUCAGAGACAGAAUAGUCCUAGGAAAAGCAUACUCGUUCCCAAACAGCUCAUCAGUCCAGAAAGUCAGCUAGAGCUCCUGUUGUUCCAUUAGAACAGGAUGAACAUGCCUAAGAGCUAUGUAUUUUUUUUUUUACAAGCAAGAUUUGUGUCACGUUUUUGUCCUGAAUUGCCAUAAGAAAAAAUAAAUAUUUUUGUAUU